UGCACAAAUUUUGUUUUCAAUAAAAUUCUCUCCACCCCAUUUAUAAACAAACACAAAUUAUUAUAUGAAGAUUUGAUCAUAUAAGCACUCUAUAUUUAUAUUUGUUUUAAUAUCAAAUACUCCUAGUUUUUAUAGUUUAACUAAUAAAAUACUCCUCCAUUGAGUGAAAUUUAUAAAUCUAAAGAUACAUCGUAUCAACACUUUAAUCCUCCGCUACAAAACCUUUGCUUUCAUCUCAUUCUCCAUACAAGGAGUACAAGUAUAUUGACUACUUUGUCCGUUGUUAAUUGUUAUAGUCAAUCAUUAUCAUUAGUUAAAAACCCAACAAAUUUUGUCAUUCGAUAAAGGUUUUACCCAUCUGAAUCCGUCGAAUUGAAUCAUCAUUCGAUGAAUUCAACAGCAGAAUUCAACGAUGAAGACAAAUCUGCAGAAUCCAAUCGCCUAUUAUCCCCAAAUCAAUCAUCAAAAUCAAUCGAAUUAGAACUAGAGGUAGCGUAUGAAUCCAGCGACAAGAUAAUUAUAGAAGAUUUCGAUGUAGAAUCGCUAAAUGACUACUCAAUUCCAGGACCCUUUUCAUGGAAGAAACUAUGGCGAUUUACAGGACCUGGGUUUUUAAUGAGUAUAGCAUUUUUAGAUCCGGGUAAUUUAGAAGGUGAUCUACAAGCAGGUGCCAUUGCUGGGUAUUCUUUACUUUGGUUAUUGCUUUGGGCUACUGUUAUGGGUCUUUUGAUUCAGCUUCUUUCUGCUCGAAUUGGGGUUGCUACUGGUAAACAUUUGGCUGAACUUUGUAGAGAAGAAUACCCUAAUUGGGCUCGUUAUUUGUUAUGGAUUAUGGCGGAAAUUGCCCUAAUUGGAGCUGAUAUUCAGGAAGUCAUUGGAAGUGCUAUUGCUAUUCAGAUACUUAGUCGUGGGGUUUUACCUCUUUGGGUUGGUGUUGUUAUUACUGCUUCUGAUUGUUUCAUGUUUUUAUUUCUUGAGAACUAUGGAGUGAGGAAACUAGAAGGUGUUUUUGCAGUUCUGAUUGGAACAAUGGCUAUGUCAUUUGCUUGGAUGUUUGCUGAUGCAAAGCCCAGCGGAAAGGAACUUCUCAUUGGUAUUUUAGUGCCAAAACUUAGCUCAAAAACUAUCAGGCAAGCUGUUGGAGUUGUUGGUUGUGUCAUAAUGCCUCACAAUGUUUUCUUGCAUUCUGCCUUGGUGCAAUCAAGGAAGAUAGACACCAACAAGAAGGGGCAGGUUCAGGAGGCAAUCAACUAUUACUCGAUUGAGUCCUCACUGGCCCUUCUCGUGUCUUUCAUGAUCAAUUUAUUUGUAACUACUGUAUUUGCUAAGGGGUUUUACGGAACUAAACAAGCAAGUAGUAUCGGCUUAGUAAAUGCUGGACAAUAUUUGGAAGAGAAAUAUGGAGGAGGGCUAUUGCCGAUUCUCUACAUAUGGGGCAUUGGGUUAUUGUCUGCUGGGCAGAGUAGCACCAUAACGGGCACUUAUGCUGGGCAGUUCAUUAUGGGAGGUUUUCUCGACCUCCGUUUGAAGAAAUGGCUAAGGGCUUUGAUCACACGAAGUUUUGCUAUUGUGCCAACUAUGAUUGUAGCUUUAGUUUUUAAUACUUCUGAGGCGACAUUGGAUGUAUUAAAUGAGUGGCUCAAUGUGCUUCAGUCUAUGCAAAUCCCUUUUGCUCUUAUUCCACUUCUUACUUUGGUGGCAAAAGAACAAGUGAUGGCUUCUUUCCGGAUAGGACCCAUUUUGGAGAGGAUAUCAUGGACUGUGGCUGCACUUGUCAUCGUGAUUAAUGGCUAUCUCCUUUUUGAUUUCUUCGUAUCCGAAGUGAAAGGAUUCUUGUUCGGAUCUUUAGUCUGUGUAGGAACAGUUUUAUAUGUGACAUUCAUCGUUUACCUCGUCACUCGUGAUGGUACACUUUCUUCAACAUGGUCUUCUUUGAAAUCUGCCAAUAGCUCUAUUUGUGUUGGUAAUUAGCCAGGAACUCCUCGUCAAUGGCAAGAAUAUCAAGAUCGACGAGUCCUUAUAUAUGCAAACCAGCCCGGGUUGUGAACGCCACUAGUUUUGGUCCUUGUUUCCGUUUCCUGCCAUUCCUUUCUGAUCUUGACGUGUUCAAUUCGGAUUCAAUUCGUUCUUAUUAGUCCGACUCCAGAUUAAGUGACACCAGCAGCUCCAGCAAGUUAAUUGCGAAUGAGCGUAUCAAGCACAAAGGAUAUUGUGCAGUAUAGAGAUUUUGAUACAGCGGACAUACAUUCAGCACUUUCCAGAACUGCCAGAUUCUUAGAUUAUCAAGUAUUCUUUCGGUAAAACCGACUUCUAUUCUCAAAGUCGAAUCCUGGAGGUUUGUUGUUGUACCAUAAUAAUGCAUCGUUUGUAUCUUUUUUGUAGCCAUUACAAAUACUUGUAUGUUCUUGUUAACGGCAGUUAUAUCAAUUGUGAAGAAGCUGAACCAUAACCA
Molecule: messenger RNA, 2452 nt
Organism: Amaranthus tricolor (Joseph's coat)
Lineage: Eukaryota; Viridiplantae; Streptophyta; Magnoliopsida; Caryophyllales; Amaranthaceae
Product: metal transporter Nramp2
Exons: 4
Coding region: 388-1971 (527 amino acids)
Biological process (GO): metal ion transport
Cellular component (GO): membrane
Molecular function (GO): manganese ion transmembrane transporter activity; cadmium ion transmembrane transporter activity
Source: RefSeq, a predicted model, not a curated record